Molecule: messenger RNA, 838 nt
Organism: Rubroshorea leprosula
Lineage: Eukaryota; Viridiplantae; Streptophyta; Magnoliopsida; Malvales; Dipterocarpaceae
Source: the annotation of a GenBank genome assembly
GCGUGGAUUUCCCGUGAGCUUCUUCUCCAAAUUCCCGCCGGCAACUUCCCCAACUGUAGCUCCGGUUUUAGCUGGAGAAUUCUGCCUACUGGACUCCAACUGCAGCCUCACCUCUCAGCCAAAAGGCGUGUUAUUGCCCUCAAUGAGAAGCUGAGUUCGAGCUUGAUGGCAGCAGCAGAGCAUCCCAGCUCGGCAACAGCACAACAACCCAGCUCAGCAGCAAAGCUCAAAAUAACGCUCCAGCUCGGCAGAAGCGAGGCAGUUCAGCUCAGCAGCAGUAGAGCAACCCAGCUCGGCAGCGGUAAAGUUCAAAGCAAUGCUCCAGCUCGGCAGCAGCAGAGCAGCCCAGCUUGCUCAAAGCAGUGCACCAGCGUGGCAGCGGCGAAGCUCAGCAGUACUCCAACUCAGCAGAAGCAAGACAGUCCAGCUCGGCAGCAGCCAAGUAACCCAGCUCGACAGCAGCAAAGCAGUCUCUCAGCUCGGUGGCACAUACCAAACAAAUUUGUAAAGAAGCUCGUUGAGGAAGACACGGGCAAUCAACAAAAUAUGAUAAUGAAUCCAAGAGCAAAAUCCCUCCAAUCAGCUGCUAGGGAACAAAGGCCUAUGGUUCCAAUGACAGAAAAUGCUGAUGGUAGUGUUGGAGAUGGAAGCUCUGGAGGUACUGGACACCACCCUUCAAGAUGACAGUUAAACCACUACCGGGAACACACAUGCUGCUCUGAGAAGCCAGUAGUCGCAUCUCAUGCUCAGUUGAGAGCAGAGGCAUUCAAUCGCCCACGUAGCAUCACCGAACCAUUUGGAGGCUUGAAAGAUUUGCCAAUAAAGCUGUGAAUAAUGA